Messenger RNA from Loa loa (African eye worm), 411 nucleotides. RefSeq lists its product as hypothetical. The transcript is spliced from 4 exons. The record is from RefSeq and is a predicted model, not a curated record. The annotation marks the transcript as partial. Lineage: Eukaryota; Metazoa; Nematoda; Chromadorea; Rhabditida; Onchocercidae.
AUGGUGAAAAAUGAAUUUGAAAAAAUUCCGGAAAGCGUACUUAUCAACGUGUUGAAUAGAAUUUCGAAUCUCUUCUAUCCGAAAAUGUACCGUAACGAUGGAAAUCACACGAUUCCCUUGCUUCACAUCAACACUAUUAUAUUCCGUCCCAGUGAAUGGUUGCGGAGCAAAGUAUUUUGCAAAAACUCACAGUUGCGAAUGGUUCUUAUCAACUUGACCGGAAAAGAGAAACUGGAGCGAAAUAAACGACCAGUAAUGAAUGAAUUUCUAAGCAUUUAUGCUCUUGAACAAAGAAUUUUAGCACCUUUGACAAUAAUAACAUCACAAGUCAUACCGCCCUGCAGCGUUGGCACAAGCUCACCUUCGAUCAAGUUCCUAAGUGACCUUUGCGUUUCACGAAAACAUCGUCAG